AGUGCCCUUUGGCUCUGGGAGCGACAAGUCAACACAUUUACUCUCCUAUAUAAAUGGGUUGGGUGAGCGGUGCGUCAUACUCUGUUUUCUUCAUCACAGUCAUUUCUGGGGAGGAAUACAAUAGGAGGGACACUAUGGAUAAGCUGCUUGUCAUUACUGUGCUUGUUGCACUCCUUGCUCUCAGUGCUGAAACCUUCCGUAUUCCGAGGCAGGCCGAGGAGGAGCAGGGGAAUCUGACCAAGAUUAGGUCCUUAUAUGAUAGUACUCUCAGCUCUGCCACUGACUACAUGAACAGCAUCAGGGGCCUGAAGCUGGAGGAGAAGGCAAUGAAUCUUUACGCUGAUACUUCAAAAGCUAUAAAAACCUACGCUGGCAUAUUUCAUGACCAGCUUUACCACAUUUUUUACAACCAGCAAUAAACAAAAACGGAUUUUUUGUGACGAGAGUGACCUUUUGACGGUGUAAAAAACUUUAAAGCUCCAUCCAAAAGGCUAAAACGCCAUUUGACAUUCUGAACUUUGACGCAUCUCACCUCACCCAAGCAUCAAAACCUCAAACAGCAUCUUUAGAAAUAACGUGCUCUUUGCGGUACUUUCUCGGGCCACUAUACUGGUGUUAAAUGAUGACAUCCAGCCAGUGAGGACAGUAAUCAUUUGAAAAAACACCGACCAGCUUGCACAGAGGAAACUGGACAGAACAACUUCGCAAGCACAAGAAAAAGGAGCACAUGGUGUCUUCUCAUGAACCAACAAAUUUCUCCAUGGGUCUCAGAAUAACAAAAUAACAGAGCAAGAAAAAAAUGCAGAUAAUGUAAUGAUCUAUUGCCACCUACUGGUGUUUUUGUUUCCUCAAAGUUAAAUC
This is a messenger RNA of Xiphias gladius (swordfish), 861 nucleotides long. It is a transcript of the gene apoc2, whose product is annotated as apolipoprotein C-II. NCBI's taxonomy places the organism in Eukaryota, Metazoa, Chordata, Actinopteri, Istiophoriformes, Xiphiidae. Gene Ontology annotation, biological process: lipid metabolic process; lipid transport. Gene Ontology annotation, molecular function: enzyme activator activity. Gene Ontology annotation, cellular component: chylomicron. The transcript is spliced from 4 exons. The coding region runs from base 54 to 419 and encodes 121 amino acids. The record is from RefSeq and is a predicted model, not a curated record.